Lutra lutra (Eurasian river otter) is the source of this 756-nucleotide messenger RNA. RefSeq names its product bublin coiled coil protein (gene BBLN). Bases 207 to 458 code for a protein of 83 amino acids. The transcript has 2 exons. NCBI's taxonomy places the organism in Eukaryota, Metazoa, Chordata, Mammalia, Carnivora, Mustelidae. The record is from RefSeq and is a predicted model, not a curated record.
UGGGGCGGGGAGGGGGCGGAGCUCGCGCCGCGAGGUUCCGGCCUUGGGGGCGGGGCCCCGGCCGCCCCGGCGCGUUCCGCGGUGCCGUUCCACUCUUCCGGCCUCGCGUUCCAUCCGGCGCCUCCACCUUCCGCCCGGCGCCGGCAGUCGGCGCGAGGGUCGCUGGGUUCCACCGUCGCGCGGCCCUCGCGGCGCCCGAACCCGCAAUGUCGGGCCCCAACGGGGACCUGGGCAUGUCGGUGGAGGCGGGCGCGGAAGGCGAGGACGACGGCUUCGGGGAAGCAGAAUAUGCUGCCAUCAAUUCCAUGUUGGACCAGAUCAACUCCUGUCUAGACCACCUAGAGGAGAAGAACGACCACCUCCAUGCCCGCCUCCAGGAGCUGCUUGAGUCCAACCGGCAGACACGCCUUGAGUUCCAGCAGCAGCUCGGGGAGGCCCCUAGUGAUGCCAGUUCCUAGGUUCUGGGAGCCCCCAGCAGGCCCCAACCCUGCCUCCCUGGGCGAGAUUCUGGCCUGGGAACUCACCACCUGGCUUAGAUACCUUCUCAAGAGCUGGCCUACUGGUGGGUCUGCCUGCCUCAGUCACCCUUCCGGUAUACCCCUUGGCAUGCCUGGGCCAGACCCCACCACCCAACAUCCCCUUCUGGGGUCAAACGUGGGCCCACAACCCACCCGCCUUGCCUGCCUGCCAAGUUCCGGGGCACUUCCCACUCUACCCAGGCCUUGAGCGUCCACAUUAAAUGGGUCUCCGACACCA